AUGGAUUCUACUCCAUUGUUAAUUGAGGAUGGUUCUCCUCCUCCUGAUGAAAUACAUGAGAAGAAUAAGAGAAUCCAAGAAUUAGAAAAUUUGUUGCAGAAGAGGGAUGAGGAAAUCAAGACUCUACAACAGAAGAUUGAGGUUGAACGAUUUGGAAUUCAGCGGUUUUCAAAUGACGAUUCAAUGAUUCAAUUUUACACAGGAUUUACUACAAUGGCUAUGUUUUUAGCUUUUUUUGAAUACAUCAAACCUACUGCAACGUGUAUGAAAAGCUAUUAUUAUAAAUCUUGUGAUAAACCUAACCAGCAGGUAAAUGUAGGCAAACAAAGAAGCAUGUUGUUAAUUGACGAGUUGUUCAUGUUCUUAUGCAGGUUGAAGUGUGGUCUAAUGGCACAAGAUUUAGGAGUCAGAUUCAAUUGUCAUGUUUCUACUGUUAGUCGAAAGAUCAUAACAUGGGCAAACUUUCUUUAUUUUAUUUUAGGCAGCAUAAAUAUCUGGCCUAGUAAGGAACACAUUUAUGAAAAAAUGCCCCAGUCCUUCAAGUUGUUUUACCCCUCAACUAGAGUCAUAAUUGACUGCACAGAGAUUAAAACUGAGCGUCCAUCAUCCUUAGCACUUGGGUCAAAAUGUUAUUCAACAUAUAAGAGUUCACACACAUGGAAAGGGCUUGUAGGAAUCGCUCCUCAUGGAGCUCUCACUUUUGUGUCCUCAUUAUACACAGGGUGCAUGUCAGACGUCGAAAUAACAAAAUUAUCUGGCCUACUUGAUCUUAUGGAAGAAGGUGACUCAAUUAUGGCUGACAAAGGGUUUGUGCUGAACAAGGUAUUAGAAGGUACAGGCAUUUCUGUCAACACCCCUCCGUUUCUUCUUAGCCAAGGUCAGUUUUCAAAGCAGGAAGUAGAACAAACACAAAUUAUUGCAAAGCUAAGAAUACACAUUGAACGACAUAUUCGUAGGGUCAAAGAAUACCAUCUCUUUGAUGGCGUCAUCCCAUUGAGUAUGACUGGUACUAUAAAUCAGAUCUGGACUGUUGCUAAUAUGCUGACUCUGUUCAGAGGUCCUCUUGUCAAAGAUUGGUGUAAAUGA
Messenger RNA from Saccostrea cuccullata (small rock oyster), 1086 nucleotides. RefSeq lists its product as uncharacterized. The transcript has 2 exons. Bases 1 to 1086 code for a protein of 361 amino acids. NCBI's taxonomy places the organism in Eukaryota, Metazoa, Mollusca, Bivalvia, Ostreida, Ostreidae. The record is from RefSeq and is a predicted model, not a curated record.